This is a messenger RNA of Hibiscus syriacus, 2220 nucleotides long. RefSeq lists its product as uncharacterized. The transcript is spliced from 7 exons. Lineage: Eukaryota; Viridiplantae; Streptophyta; Magnoliopsida; Malvales; Malvaceae. The record is from RefSeq and is a predicted model, not a curated record. The coding region runs from base 1 to 2220 and encodes 739 amino acids.
AUGAAUUGUUUACAAAACCUGAAGGGCCGCGGAAAUGGUUUGUCCAGUGGUGAAAUUACGGACAUACCCCUCCCCAAAACGGCGUCGUUUGAGAAUGAUAUAUACUCCCCUUCCAGCUGGCCCAAAGGGCCAGCGUUCGGUUUUAUAGGCCUCGAUGAGGCUCUCGUAGGACCAGUCCCAGAGGUGUUUAUCGAUUUGUUUCUGCCUGAUUUCUUGGCUAUUUUCUCAUUUCGGUGUUCUUCAAUGGAUUGGAGAAAGCUUUUUGGCUGCUCUACGGGACUUGACUUAGAAUUUCAUCCGCCUAGGGUUAGCGAAGGGAGUAUCUCCGUUCACCCACCUCCUGAAGUCCUUGAAGCGGGGAUUGAUGAGUGGAAACUUUCACUCGUUGGGCAAUUCCUUGGUGCAGCCCUAAACUUUGCUACCAUGCAACGAAUCGCUGAUAAUCUCUGGAAGAAAGCUCUCGGGGGCAGCAAAGUUCAUGUAAGUUUUGCCGGUAAUAAUCUCUACGUAUUUUCCUUUAAAUUUGAAUCUAUUAGGGAUUGGAUCCUUGAGAAUGGACCCUGUCAUAUUCUUAAUAAACCCCUAAUUCUUAGGAAAUGGGAACCUAACUUGAAUAGAUUGCAAUUCGAUUUAUCCCGUAUCCCAGUUUGGGUUCAUCUAUUCAACGUACCCCUUGAACUUUUCUCUAGAAAUGGACUGAGUUACAUUGCUAGCGCCAUAGACUCUCCUCUCACUAUGGACUCUGUUACUGCUGCUAGAUCCCAUCUAGAAUUUGCUAAAGUCUGUAUAGAGAUUGGGGCUAAUGACGUUAUUCCUAAAUUUGUGAAUAUGGUUAUUAAGGAUGGAAAAUCCAUCUCUAUUGUUGUAGAGGUACCUUGGCUGCCCUCAAGCUGUAUUUCCCCAAAAUCACCUGAUGUCUCUGUGCUGAACCCAAUUAUAUUGAAUUCUGAGACACUGGUUGAUAAUACUAUUAAUUCUGAUGUUGUUAGUUCAGUUACUAAGGACGAAAAAAUUAUGCUACACUCUAAAUCUAUUGCUGACUCUUCCGAGAUCCUUUCUACAUCUCAGCCUAAACUAGUAAAAAACAAUUCCAAAUUAUUUGUAUCUGCUUCUAACAAUCGAUUUGAGGUAUUAAGUGUCGAGGAUGAAUCCUCUAUUGUUACUGAUCGUCAACAAAGGAAAAUUAGGUCAGCUUCCUUAGGAGUGGCCAGAAUUGUUAACGAAUUGAAGAUGAAAAAGAAAGAUAAUUUAGUCAAAGCUAAAAAUGCUGAGGUAGAUGGUAGUGGAGGUUAUCAUUCUGGUUUGCCAUUUAUAAUUACUGUUGUGUAUGGUAGUAAUGAUGGUAGAGAAAGAAGGCUUCUUUGGCAUCAAUUAAGGGACUUGGAUAGAAACUUAGGACAUUUCCCUUGGAUCAUAGGUGGUGACUUUAACAUUAUCCUGAACUCUAAUGAAUCUUUUGAUUUUGAUUUGUUGGGUCAUUCUUCUUCAUCUGAUAUGAGAGAUUUUCAGGAAAUUCUUACUGACCUUGAUCUUUUUGACCAUCCCUUUUUUGGCCCUACCUUUACUUGGAGCAUUUCUGAUCAUUGCUUGGCCCUUCUUUGGAUUCAUAAAGAGAUGCAAGCCAAUAGACCCAAGCCCUUUAAGUUUUUUAAUUUCUGGACUCUUCACCCAAACUUUAUGUCUUUGGUUGAAAAAUCUUGGUUUUCCCCUGCCAAAGGGAACCGUAUUCAGAUUCUUUUCUCUAAGAUUAAGCUUCUUAAAACUCAUCUUAAAACUCUCAACAAUUCUUUCUUUAGUGAGCUCUCUUAUAGGGUUAACUCCAAAAGAGCGGAACUUGAACAGCAACAGCUCAAAACUCUUAAAGUUGCCUUAAAAAAUAAAAGAGACACCAUUAGGCUGUUGAUUGAUGAUCAAGGGAAUAGGUUGGAAUCUUUUGAUGCCAUGUCUACUGAAAUUAUUAAUUUCUUCUCUAACUUGCUAGGCUCUUCCGAUCCAACGGUUAAGAGUAUUGAUCCUAAUUUGCUAAGAUACUUGCUUCAUUCUUCUAUCCCAGCUGAGUUUAUUGCUGAUCUUACCAAAGAUAUUACCAUGAAUGAAAUUAAAGAGGGUUUCUUUUCACAAGGUAACGAUAAAGCCCCUGGUCCUGAUGGCUAUUCCCCUCUAUUCUUUAAACUCUCUUGGGCUAUUAUUGGUGAAGACACAACUGCUGCCAUAAAAUAA